CUAAAGCUUUCUAUUAAUUUUAUUUUAGUUGCAACAUAAUGUGUAAGAUAUUUUUGUUUGUAUUGAUGGUUGUAUCAUGUGUGUAUGGAUGUGAUGAGACCUUUACCUCUUUUACUGGUACUAUUAAAUCACCAAACUACCCAAGUUAUUACCCAAAAGGGAAAAGCUGUACCUAUGAAAUAAAAGUUAGGAAUAGAUGGGUAAAGCUUUCAUGGAGUACUUUCAAUAUAAAUGGAAAAAUGCCAGAUUGUAAUAAUGGAUAUGUGCAGGUGUCAAUAGGGUGUUCAAGUAGUAAAAAAUUACUUUCCAAGUUUUGCAGCAACAACAUGAAUGCUUUACCACAUGAUAUCUAUGCCAAAGAUGGCUGUAUACAACUUAAGUUUUACUCUUCAAGCAGUGCCUCCACUAAACAAGGAUUUUUUGCGACCUACAGAUCAUAUAGCUCAAACACUCCUGCAUCUGGAUUAAGUUGCGAAAGAAAUUCAUACUUUAUGCGAAAAAGCUCUGGUAUCAUUAUUAGUCCAAACUGGCCAUUACCAUAUGAAAGUAGAAUGUUUCCGGGAGGAAGUUGUGAAUGGGACAUUGAAACAGGUGACAGUAAAAAGGUCAUCAAACUAAAUUUUAUGGCGAUGGAUGUGGGACGCUCAGCUAGUUGCCGAUAUUCUUCUGAAUAUGUAAAAGUCGAAGGCAAGAAAUCUUCACUGACAAGCAGUAUGAAAGAAUAUUAUUAUUGCCAAUCCAGUCCAUUUUCUUUAACAACGAAGUAUUAUGAAGUUGAUGUGAAAAUGAAAGCUUUUGCUGUGUCUUGGUAUUCAAAACGAACUGGCUUUGUUGUUGGUUUUGUUGCAUAUACAGAUGAUGAUGCAGUAAAAGCCACAAAUAUUGGUAUGAUAGCUGGUGCUGUCAUUGCUGUUUUGUUUGUUUUACUUGUGGCAUUUUGCUGUUAUCGUAGAUUUAAAAGAAGACAAAGUAUGAGUCAAGCACGUGUACCACUUAAUGCUGGAACCACAACAACUGUAACACACUCUGCUGCUGAGCCUCCGCCUGGUGGCUACCCAAAGCAGCCAUAUAACUACCAACCACCACCCCAAGGAUAUGGUGGAGUUCCACCUACACAAAAUUACCCAAUGCAGCCUCAGCCAUAUCCAGCAUCGCAGCAAUACCCGCCACCGAUGUCACAAGGCUAUCAAGCUUCACCAGCGCCGGAUGUAGCUCCACCUCCGUAUCCUGGCCCACCAACUGGUUAUCAAGCACCAUAUCCACCUCCAGCUCAGCCGUACCCACCACCAGCUCAGCCGUACCCAAAUUCUUCUGCACCCUAUCCAACCAACAAUCCUGAAAAGGCUUCAGCUCCCCCUAUGUAAUAUGAAAUCAAUAUUAAAAAAAUACUUUAAGAAUAACUUGUUGUUCCCACGAGUAAUUAUUCAGGCCAUGUUGGGUAAUGUAUUACGAACUUAUUCAUUUAUUUAAUUUAUUAUUUGGUUAGGUGCAAAUUUUUAGAAGGUGUUAAUUGUUGCUGACGUCAGCAUGUAUCUUUUUCCAUUCGUGUUGUGUUUUGUCAUCCUGGAGUGGAUUAUUCUGUCAUGCUGAUGUGUUAGAAAGUGAAACUAGCAUGUUUUAUCCUAUUUGGUAUGAGGGGGGGGGGCAUAUAGUGCCCGCGUCAUUUUCAAAAUCUAAUAACUUUUUAAAUACUGGAUGAAAUUACCUAAAAUUUUGUGACUUUUCCUAACUUUUGUUGGACUUCCGAAAAUAAAAAAAAAUAUUUCCAAAAAUUGUCCUGUCAUUGUUACUUUGUCCUUCUUGACAGGUGGUCAUAUUACCUUUUUUAUUGUAGUGCUAAAAAUAAAUGCUUUCUAAACUAACCAGUUGUAUAAAUAUGGGAUUAUGUAUGUGAUAGUGACAAAAAGUCAUCAUACAAUAUUGACAUGCAUAUUGUGUAAUUUGCAGACCGGAAUAUUGGUAAUUUACAGACCAGAAUGUUUUUAAUUCCCAAUUUCUCUAUUUCUAUUGUCAUAUGAUAACGUCAUAGAUCAUUUUCUCCCAUGUCAAUCCAAAUUGUCUUUAUUGAGUAGCUACUGACGUAAGUGCUAAUAGAUAUACCAAGUUUUAUUCCAUGACAGCUACUAACACUAAGGUUGUCAAAUAUAGAUUUUUCAAAUAAAAUUCUUGAAGAUUUGAAUUCUGAUCGGUUUCCAUUUUCUCCUUAGAGAAAAAUCCUUUGUCUUUAUACCACCUGUUAAUGUUCCUAAUAAUAUCUUACAUUCUUAUAUUACUUUUUAAUGACUAGUACUGUAAAUAGUUUUGAAAAAGAUAAAAAAACGAGAAUUUCCAAGAAAGACAUAUUUUCUUCAACUAUUGUCUCAUUAUGACGUGUCAACCCAAAUAUUUUGUCACUAAUUAAAUCACAACAUAUUAAUGCUUCUUUGUGCCAAGUUUCGUCACUUAAAACCGAACUGAACAAAAGUUACAGCCCGUGGGCACUUUAUUCCCCCCAUACUUACAAGGGUCAAAAAAGUGUAGAGCACCUGAUCUAACUGAGUAUUAGCUAUUUGACGCUUUCAGCCCUUUAAUGGCUAGAAAGGUUGUAGUUUAGUUUAUAAUUUUAUGUAAUUCUUAAUAUUUAGUUCUGUUAUUAUAAAUUAUAUGUGUUUUUGCGUUGUAUCUUUAUAUGAGAAGGACAUGGUUUCCCACAUUGA
Molecule: messenger RNA, 2696 nt
Organism: Hydractinia symbiolongicarpus
Lineage: Eukaryota; Metazoa; Cnidaria; Hydrozoa; Anthoathecata; Hydractiniidae
Product: dorsal-ventral patterning tolloid-like protein 1
Exons: 6
Coding region: 39-1364 (441 amino acids)
Source: RefSeq, a predicted model, not a curated record